Molecule: messenger RNA, 3959 nt
Organism: Hippocampus zosterae (dwarf seahorse)
Lineage: Eukaryota; Metazoa; Chordata; Actinopteri; Syngnathiformes; Syngnathidae
Gene: mfsd8l2
Product: major facilitator superfamily domain containing 8-like 2
Exons: 11
Coding region: 1043-2449 (468 amino acids)
Biological process (GO): transmembrane transport
Molecular function (GO): transmembrane transporter activity
Source: RefSeq, a predicted model, not a curated record
UCUCUUCAGAUUAGUCGACAACUCGGCAAAUCGGCGCGUAUUGGAAGAGCUGCGUUGAACUCGGAGGCAUUCUCGGGAUGCCCCUGACCUGACAUGUCAAUGUAAGCUUAUGUUAUAUUAUUCAUUAUUAUCAUUUUAUUUUUGAUCAUCAUAUUAUUUCAUAUUACCUGUAUUAUUUCAUGUUAAGAUACCUAAAUUAUAUUCUGUUGUUUAAUCGUUGCUGAGACAUGUUUUUAUGUUGCUAGGUUCUGAUUGGCUGUUGAAGUAAGAGAAGCAGGAAGUGAUUUUAGUUGGGAGCAGAGUUGUGUUCUCGAACGUUCUCUGGUGCAGACGUCUUUUUCCCCCCUUUUAAUAAAACCGCAUUUAAAGGAUUCCAUCUCUCCUUUUGCCGUUGGUAAAGUAGAGCUAUCCACUAAAAACAACGAACCCCUAAACUUACAUUAACAACAAACAAAAAAGUUGGCUUCCUUAGCUGCGUGCUAUCAUUUCCAAACCAGAGUUUAACCCAACAAUCAACAGAAACAAUAUCUGAAAUUACAUACGGAUCAGAUACCUCGCUGGCAACUUUGAUUUUUUUUUCCCCAGGGAGUUGGUGUGUUUGGCGAAACUCGAGACAGCUCCAUUAAAAAUGUAUAAAGCUUCAGUGUACUUGACUUCACCCGGUAACGCGAGGCAUUUCCUCCAUCGUCGUGCUCACGGCGUGACGCCACACUUCAUCCCCCCCGAUGUGACUCAAAGAGAAUUUCGUCUUGAACAUAAAUGCCGAAUGGUAAAGCGACCGCAUUGCUGUUAUUUCAGAGCGUACAGAUUUCCUGUGCUACGGCCGACUUUUCAUUCAAGACCCUCGCGGGGUUUCAACACGUGAUCUCUUAUUUUCAUCAUGCUCCAAAAGGACUUUUUCAAAUGGUGGAACAAAUUCCCUUUGUGGUCCCGCUAAGGCGACGUAAUUGGAAAUGCGGUGUGUCUUAUUAUCCGAUUUUUACCACUGCGCCGCGUCCCCGCGGCACAUGUGCAGAGGUCGUUGUGUAAAAAAAGUCGCAGUAUGGACAAUCUCCGGAAGAGGAAUCACACUUUUAUUACCAUUGGACUAAUAUUUACGCUCAGCGGCAUCGAGUAUGCUGUCAUUUUGCCGACAAUAUGGCGAUAUCUGCAGAUCCUAGAGGCGCCGCCAUAUUUCUUGGGUCUGGGUCUGUCUGCUUUCAGUCUGAGCGGCCUUCUCACCGGACCGCUAUUUGGCUGCUGGUCAGACCGCAGCAGAACGACCAAGCCCAUUAUUCUUUUCUCCAAUCUUUUUGAGAUUGCUGGUAACUUCAUGUAUUUUAUCGGCUAUUCAAAGUGGCUGUUAGUCGCCAGUCGCCUUGUGACAGGUGUCGGUGCAGGAGCGGGAUCCUCCAUCUUCGGUUUCCUGACUCGGUGCACCCGGCCGGAGGAACGAGCCGGCAUCUUUGCAGCCGUCAUGGCCUGUCGACAAGCCGGCCUGCUUGUGGGGCCGGCGUUCAACCUGUUUCUGCGGCUGUGUAACUUCAAACUUGGACCGUUUGUUGUCAACAAGUUUACAUCUCCUGGGUUCGUGGUGCUGGCAAUGUACUGGGACUUACCGGCCGCGGACUCCACACAGGGCGCCGUACUGAUGAUGGACCUGAAACGGGAGGAAGACGAAGAGGAUGAAGAUGAGCCGCUGAUGGGCCCGGACGGUGUGCAGGUGCAUGCUUACCAAGCUGUCAACUCCAGUCAAUUGGAGAUCUCCCCCUCAUCUGAAAUGCAACCUCUCCACGAGGCCUCAUCGCCUGGAACCGAAGCGUUCGAUAACCCCAGCAUCAGUGCAGAGUUCCUGAGGGAGGAGGUGAUUGUUCUUCUCACGGCUCAGUUCAUCACUCUCUUCAAUCAGACUGCGCUGGAGACCAUGGUGACUCCUCUGACGCAGCGUUACUUCGGCUUUGGCGAGUUGGGCAACAGUGUGAUGUACAGCCUGUGUGGCUUGGAAGUCAUCCUGGGCUUCCUCUUUGUUCGCUGGCUGAGCGAGAAGGUGGCUGAGCGUGCAGUGUUGGCUGCCGGCCUGGUCAUCUGUUGCGCCGCCUGUAUCUGGUGCCUCGUCUUCCUCUGCAACCUCCGAGGUAGCUACGAGUGGAAGCUGUCAGCCUUCAUUAUUGGCGUGUUCCUGCAGCUGUUGGGGCUCCCGUUGGUGGCCGUGUCUCAGGUGUCGCUCUUCUCCAAAGUGACAGCGGAGAGAACACAAGGAUUCAGCCAAGGUAUCAGACGAUCGGUCGGGGGCCUCGCCACCAUCAUGGGUCCUUUAUGGGCUGGAGGAUUGACCAAUCAUUUAUACAUCAUGAUCGCUAUGAUGUUGGCUCUCCUCUUGAUGGUCACCGUGAUGACGGUGUUGUCGUACGGCCGUCUGACUCAGCCCAGAGCGGUGCAGUGUGCGCAGAGCUCCGAUACUGGAGGAUAGACACAAAGAGCGAGAGAUGCCCCCACGCAUAGGAAAGGCCCUUCAUCUCCGAGAGGAUCAAUACGGGCGGACUGCGGAGGAAAAGCUGAGACUUAAAAAAAAAAAAAAAAGCAGACUGGCAUCAGUGGUGGGGAGUAACUUUGUUACUGGACUCGAGUGGAUUUUUCAAGGCUCUCUACUUGAGUAUAUAUAUAGUUUAUUUUUUUCUGGUGACUUUUGACUUGUUCUCCUUGCUUUUCUGAGGCAUUUUAUGUUAUCUCAUCUGAAAAAAAAGCAAAACUGAAAAAAAACGCAUAUAGGUAAAGGUUUUUCUGUUAUUUUGCUCUUCACAAUAAAUCAUAGUGUGCAGGGUAUUUUUCCGAUAGUGCCAAGUUUUAAAACAGGCAAAGCUGACACGGGGGGGCGCUGUUGCUCUCAUGUAGAAGAUGCAUGGGGGGAGUGGCAUAAUUGAGGAAGAAAGUGAUUCUUCUCCCAACUAAACUAUUUAUACCCCCAUGUGUUGAUGGAAAGAUAAGAGAAGAGGUUUUUCCAUGUGACCCGACUUCUCAUUCCUUGUCUCCAGUCUUAUUCUUUCUGAAAAAAAAAACAAAACAACCGACUUGAAAUGAAACAGUUGACACGCUGAGUGUAAAAGUGGAGCUGUCAACAUCUUAUCAGCUUCGUGACAGUGAGCUGACAGGAGCGCAUGUUCAAAAAUAGUGAGGCAUUGCAGAUUGCUUAAUAUUUAUUGGAGAAAAAAAUGAUUUUUUUUUUUAAUGGCUCAAUCAAAAGACAAAGCCUUGACGACACCACAAAGAGCAUCUCUGAAAAUAUAACCGCCACGCGGCCCAAAUCAUACUUGUCAGUUGUUAAUAUUUCUUCUUUCGCAUUGAAGGAGAAGGCGCAUUUACAGCUUCAUUUUCCUUAUUUGUAAUUCAGCACUUGUCAAGUUGUUAGCCGUGCACAGUCAGCCACUUGCAGGUUGGAUUGUCCCUCAGGAUGAGCCGCGUGCUCCACAUCUGCAUCUGACGGGAGAUGGCUGGAAGCAACAUGAAGGCAGUCGAUUCCUUUUGUAGGGCUGAUCACGGGCUUGGACAAUCUCUCAGUGUUUUGCAUAAUUUACAGAUAAGGCCCCAGUAACCUUUCCAUUUUUCAACAAACGGCGUCCCUUGUUUGGCUUUCUGAAGCCUUUUCACCUGAAAUGGAAAAUCUAAUCUCUGGGGCUCAAGGACGUAGUAUUCAUAAGCACUUUCAUGCAAUGAUCAGCAUAUUCAGCCUCUUGACAUUUAAGGGAGAUAAGAAAGUGUACAGAAUCAGGUCAAAACUGAUUUUACACUCUCUCAGCUCGCUGACUUUCAGCAGGGUUCCUGCCUGCUGCCGAUUCGUAACGGCAAUCUAAAUGGCCCCGGCCAAAAGAGUUCCUCAAAAACAGCUUUGGCCCAUCUUGAAAGACUCAUAUUAAGUAAUAACACACAACUUAGUUUGUAAGGUGUAGGCAGGGAUUACAUUUAGUCAAGUCUUUAGAUUUGAU